This is a messenger RNA of Linum trigynum, 7092 nucleotides long. The record is from the annotation of a GenBank genome assembly. Lineage: Eukaryota; Viridiplantae; Streptophyta; Magnoliopsida; Malpighiales; Linaceae.
UCGAAAACUAAGUUUCUUCACUCUCCACUUCAUAAUAUCAACUUCAUUUUAAACAAUUAGAAAGAACAAAUUAUACAUGUCUCCACAAACAUAAAAAAAUAUUAGUUAUCUAAAGAAGAUAUAUUAUUUAUAAUAUUAAAUAUACCGGAAAAAUAAUUAUAUGUGUGUGGGCGGGUACCCAUGGGGCGGGUUUACCUAAACCCAAACCCAACCCAAUCUAAUGAAUAGUAUAGCGGGUUUAAACCCGAACCCGACCCAAAACCCGUCAACAUGGAUUUUACCCUCGUUGACCGGAUUGGGUCGGGUGGAUACCCGUGGGUUCGAGUUUUGUUACCAUCCCUGGAUGGGGGAACUGAGUUUACAGCCCAAACUUGUAGGACAUUGUUCCCACGAAGCUGCCUUGCCUGCACACGUACUGGAUCUCCUCCAACUCACCGCCAAAUCCUUCAUUUAUUGCACACUUCUCUUGUUAUUCACCUGAUGUUACAUCCAGAGCCAGGGGUGGGAUUGGAAGUUAGAUAUGAUCAUUAUCAAAUGAUUUUAAAAUCACAAUGUUCAUUUAUCAUUCUAGAAUUGUAACGGUGCACGAUCGGUUAUCGUUCGAGGCGCGAACAAUGCCUCGUAAUCCGAUUCCUCGAUCAUUUCUCAUCUCGACAUCCGUUUUUUUCAAUUUGAAGAAUUCAUUGGGGAGGUUGGGAUCGAGGGAGUUGGGGAGGUUCGAGCACGACCAUGCAAACCUGCCGAAUGAGUACUUCAAAGGCUGUCUUGCACCCAAUAGAUAGCUUGUUGUACGAUUUUAUCCCCAUCUCCGUCUUUUCAUUGUUGAAAUCGUGAUUGUUUCGUUCUCUCCAGGAUAUACCACUAGGUUGCACUGAAUUCUCGAAUAUUUUCUUAUGGAGGAAACUUCGAAAACGUAACCGAGCAAAUUCAAACUGCGCAAAGAAGAUUCGACGAUGGUAUAUGAACAUUGCACUUAAUGUAAUGAAUAGGUAACGAAAAUAUGUACUAAUAUAAAAUUUUAAACCCCUACAGAAAUGAAAAAUAAAAAUAAAAUAAAGAACACAUGCACAUAUAGUUUUACCUCUGUCAGCCAGAUUUUUUUUUUUUUAAAUGUUUGGGUAUUAAUUAGCUUACUGUUGUUGUUUCAUUAAUGUGGUUUUGAAUUUGAAAAUUAUGAUAGAGAAAUAGCCAGCGAUGAUGAUAAAGAGAUUUGAAUUGUUAUUAUAACCCAAUGAUUCAAAUUUGAAUUAGGGAGUGUGGGUUUGAUUUCCUUCAAGAAAAAUUACAACAGGAGAAGGAGAAGGAGAAGAGUAUCUGAAGAAAUUGCUGCGAAGAUGGCAAUUUAAUGCAGCUGUGCGGUAUAUACCGUAACUGUGAAGAUAGAAUACGGAUUCAGAAUCCAGCCCAGGCCCAGCAGAGCACAGAAGAAAAAUAUACUAUUUAUUUUUUCCCCCUCUUUAGUUUGGCAAUUGGCAUAAUGAAGUUUUGAAUAUGAAAUUUGAAUUUUUGUAAUAUAACUUUUUAUGUUGUAAAUGGGAUACACACUCGUAACCCGGUUAGGCAUUUUCGAUUACCCAAUUGAUCGAGGAUGAAGGGCUUCUGAUAUGUGUAUGUCCAACAUUUGUGUAUAGCUCCGCAUACUGGGUGGUUGAAAUGGCAACUUGCUGGAAUGGGCGCAUAAUGGGUUACCCCUCGAACGGUGUUCUCGUGAGCAACAAUGUCUAACUCGAUGAGUGACACCUAAAGGGAUCGCCUCGAAUAAGAUCACAUUACGCAACAUUAUAGGGUCCUACGGACCGUGGAUUAAUGCAUAAGGAUGAGGUCAUCAUAUGUAUUAACAAUCUUAGUAACCUUUCUCUUAUUGGAGAUUAAAGGGCAUUGAUGGAUUCGAGCCAUGAAAUGGGUCAUGUUGUGUUUUCCUUAGUGAUAUGAGGGUAACAGGGCAAUAUCGAGCGUAUCCCUGAGUUUUCAUGCGCGUGUUCAAGUGAUAAAUCAAUUUAAUCUCUUUUAACGGCUAUGCACUUAUGUUUAUCGAUUCAGAUUCUCGAUCAAAACUACCGUCCCCUACAUUAUUUCUUAGUCCCAAAAUUAAGUAAGAACUAAGAACAUAAGGUAAGAAUGGUGAUUGUACCAAUAUAUACGUGUGCUAAAGACACGAAUGGGAUCAAAACUCAAUUAGUUAAAAUAUGCCUAAAGAUCAAAAUGAUGAGAUUAACAUGCAGCAUUGGAUCAUUAUUGUAGUAAUCACAUUGGAACAAAUUACAAACGAAAACCAAGGACAGUGUGGGGAUUAGAUUAUAUAUUGAAUGAAAAUUCAUGCCCAAAAGACACGAAUGGGGGACAGUUCCUGAAAUCGCUUUUUUUGACUCUUCUUCUUCUUCUUCCGGUAAUUAUGCCACAAACUUUUCAAUUGCCUUCCAACUAGUUUGCCCCUCAUUCCUUUCUUUUUCCUUAUUAUUUUUUAUUAAUUUUCGUUACCUUAUUUAUGUUUAGCCAAAUUAAUCCCCUACUUUUAAGUUGUCUCACAAAUGACAAUGUUUAAGUGUACUUUAGUACACAAAAGGACGCAUUAAUUUCAAUCCCUUUUUGCUUUUUAGCUUUCAAGAAAGCUCGACGCAUUACUGCAUUAGCAUUACCCACUGAAGUCUAAACCGAGAGAAAUACUGUUUGGUUUCCGGAAACAAACAAAAAUUCUUUUUGGUUUCUCACUCUUUUUCCCCCAUUAGUUUGUAUUUUUUUUACCCUUUAGUGAGGCAAAUGGCAAUAGUAAAAUAGUAAAAAAAAAAAAAUGUAAAAAUGCCAAAAGGGACGUUAAUAAAUCCACACCGACCUUCCAGUGAAGCGCCAAAGAGACACCCACAUGACUCUGUUCUUUCCUUCAACCGUUUCUCUCCACUCCUGCAAAUGAGAAAAUAAUUAACACAUUUUAUUCAAAAAAAAUAAAUUUCGAUUCAUUAAUGGAGGCCUGCCAAUUUCUGCCUCUUGGGCUACCUUCCUUUUUUUUUUCCCUCCUCGAUAUAUAGUGGCUUGAGCUCCUCCACACACUCACAAUCCCUUAUUCCUCCUUCCUUCCUUCCUCCAGCCAUUUCCUUUCUCUCCCGCACCUUGGUUGUGUGCUUUAUCAGAAGUUUUUAGCUGAUAAUCCACAACCCACAUUGCCUAAUUAAUCCACUCUUAAGUGUGGAUUAGUGAGUGCUUAAGCUUCCCUGUGUACAUCAUACAUUUUUCUCUACCUGUCUCUGUUCUUCCCCUGUUUGAGCAGAGAUAAGAGUAGCCGCCUGCUACUGCAUUUACUGAAAAGUGGAGGAAAGAAGGAACAACCCAUUUUCGCUGUGUAAUUAUACAGUUAUGGAGAAGUCUGCGAGGCGAAUUUCAGCUGCUGCUGCUCCCCUGCUUCUUCUGUUCUUACUCUGCUCUCUCCACUCUGCUUUCGCCGGCCAUGACUACGGCCAAGCUCUCAGCAAGAGCAUUCUCUUCUUCGAAGCUCAGCGCUCUGGGUUCCUCCCCCAUAACCAGAGGGUGACUUGGAGAUCUAACUCUGGCCUCAAUGACGGCAAAGCCAGCGGGGUGGAUCUGGUCGGAGGGUACUACGACGCCGGCGACAAUGUGAAGUUCGGCCUCCCCAUGGCGUUCACCGUCACGAUGAUGUCGUGGAGCAUUAUCGAGUACGGCAAGCAAAUGGCUGCCAGCGGCGAGCUUCACAACGCCAUGGAAGCUAUCAAGUGGGGAACCGACUACUUCAUCAAAGCUCACCCGGAACCCAAUGUUCUCUACGGAGAGGUCGGCGACGGGAACACCGAUCACUACUGCUGGCAAAGGCCCGAGGACAUGACCACCGACCGCCGUGCUUACCGGAUCGACCCGAGCAAUCCCGGGUCGGAUCUCGCCGGAGAGACAGCCGCCGCCAUGGCCGCCGCCUCCAUCGUCUUCCGCCACUCCAACCCGGCAUACUCCCGCGAGCUCCUCAACCACGCUUAUCAGCUCUUCGAUUUCGCCGACAAGUACAGAGGCAAAUACGACAGCAGCAUCACCGUCGCCCAGAAAUAUUACCGCUCCGUCAGCGGCUACAAUGAUGAAUUACUGUGGGCAGCAGCUUGGCUCUACCAGGCUUCCAACAACCAGUACUACUUGAACUACCUUGCAGCCAACGGCGACGCCCUCGGCGGAACCGGCUGGGGCAUGACCGAGUUCGGCUGGGAUGUCAAAUACGCCGGCGUUCAGACCCUGGUCGCCAAGUUCUUGAUGCAAGGGAGAGCUGGCCCUCACGCCGCGGUCUUCCAGAGGUACCAGCAGAAGGCAGAGUACUUCAUGUGCGGCUGCGUCGGGAAGGGGAGCAGGAACAUCCAGAAGACACCGGGAGGCUUGAUCUUCAGGCAGAGGUGGAACAACUUGCAGUUCGUCACCAGUGCGUCUUUCCUCGCCACGGUCUACUCCGACUACCUGUCCUCGGCUCGCAAGUCCCUGCAGUGCUCUGCUGGAAAUGUGUCUCCUUCUGAGCUCUUUAGCUUCGCCAAGUCUCAGGUGGACUACAUUCUUGGCGACAACCCUAGGGCAACGAGCUACAUGGUUGGGUAUGGCAACAACUAUCCUCAGCAGGUUCACCACAGGGCGUCGUCGAUCGUGUCGUUCAAGAAGGACCCUAGGCCGAUCAGCUGCCGCGGAGGGUAUGCCACUUGGUUCAGCAAGAAAUCGAGCGACCCCAACCUGUUGACUGGUGCCAUUGUCGGUGGUCCUGAUGCUUAUGACAAUUUCGCUGACCAUAGAGAUAACUAUGAGCAGACUGAGCCUGCUACUUACAACAAUGCACCUCUUCUGGGUAUUCUUGCUCGUCUUGGUGGCGGACAUGGAGGCUACAACCAGCUCCUCCCAGAAGUUGUUGUUUCUGCUCCAAGACAGCCCACUAGAGCUCCAGCUGCCAGACCUGUUACCCCUGCUCCAGUUUCGACUUCUGCAGCACCUAUCGCCCUUGUUCAAAAGGUGACUGCUUCGUGGAAAUCUGGAGGCAAAACUUACUACAGAUACUCCACCAUUGUGACCAACAAGUCACCCAAGGCACUGAACAGCCUCAAGCUAUACAUUAACAAGCUCUACGGUCCGAUCUGGGGUUUGACGAAAUCGGGGAACUCUUAUGGCUUCCCAUCAUGGAUCAAGUCACUGCCGGCUGGGAAAAGCCUCGAGUUUGUCUACAUUCAUUCUGCUUCUCCUGCAGAUGUCUCUGUUUCGAGCUACACACUGGCUUGAACAAGAAGAUGAACGAAAGAAAAGGGUUUGGAAAGCAAAACCAAAGACGAUUUACGGCAUUGUGAAUUUCAGUAACUGUGCAGCUAUAUAUAUACUUCUGGAAGAACGGCAAAAGGAUUUGCAGGCAGGGGUGGUCCAAAUUUUUGUUUUGGUUGCCUUCCCACCUCGUUUCUCUUUACGUUUUUUUUUACUAUUGUGGGAUCUUCUCUGCAUCUUAUAUUAUGUUGAAGUUUGGAGGAUGAAAGGAGCGAAGGGACGACGGUUUGAAGGACGAAAGGAGAAAGUGCUCAUCCUCUUUCACCUCCUGCUUCACUGCUACAGCACUCGUGUCAUUGUUGUUCUAUAGGUCGUCUAUCUCUAUAUAGGGGUUUUGAGAGAAAAAGGGAGAAUGAUUUGUUUGGUAGUGAGUGAGUACGGGGAGAAGAAAAGGCUUCUCUCGACUUCUCAGAUUGCUGUUUGCGGAAGAAUGUCUUUUGAUUACUUUUCAGCUUUCUGGUCUUUGUUUCGUUGUUGUAAGCUCUGCAACACCACUUUUUGAGGUUUGUGAAGAUUUAGUUUGUGGUAAUCAACAUUGUUGUCUCUCGCCUUCUUGCCCAACGCUCUAAUCCAGGUAGCUAAUUUGGUAGAGCUAGCUCAAGUGGCAUGAAUGUUGGCCUGCUGCUUUUCUUGUCGCGAUUCAGGGUUCGAAAUUUGCCUUCCUCUCCUUGCUUGUGUACACCACAGGUUGGUUUUAAGCUAGUCUUGUGAUGGGUGACUAUCCAGCACGGUUUGGUUGAUGUGCCUCUUCAUUUCAACCACAAGGCGAAGUUUGCCUCCUAGGCUCGCCUUGCUUAGCUUCAUUGUUUAAGGUUAGAUAACGGUUUGGGAUACGGCCAGUAAUUAUUGGUUACUGACCUAUAAGUAACUAAAUCUGGACCUUUAGAUCUAAGUGGACCCAGAAAAUUCAAAUCUAAGGGUUGUGAAAUAAAAACAUUUUUUUUCUUAAUCGGCUCUUAUCUUCUUCGUUCUAACUCGGAUUUCAUUCCUCUUCGUUUUUAAGUCGUUUUUUAAAACGUUUGCUCAAAAAGAACAAGUUCAUCAUGAUCUAUUGGAUCUACAAAUUUCUGGGUGAAAAAAUACAUGACCAAAAAUUACCAUACUUUACCACUAUGGUAUGUGGAUGGUAACUUGUGAUAAACAAUGAUGAAAGUCGUAAAUGACAAUAUACUCCUACUAUCGUGUAUUCAACCUUCCUACCAAAUUGGUAUGUUCAUACCAUCAUGAUACGCUUUCUUACAUAUGGUAUUAAAUAGAAGCAUACCAUAUGUUAUUGACUGGUAAAAAAUGACUCUUUUUUUUGUUCAAAAAAUAUAUCAAACUGGAUAUCAUUUUAAAGAGCACAAUUAAUAUGAUUUAUUUGUACAAAAAAAUUUAAAUUUCGACUUAAAACGAGAGAGAAAUCGUCCGUUAAAGAUUAAAAGAGCGAAAAUAAAAGAAUUUACAAGAGAGAGAAGAAUGUUGAUGUCAUGUUGAUGUGAACGAAUUACUCAUAAUUAUUCACUCUAAGGUUACUGCCCCGAUCCUGACAACACAAUUAGGGAUUUGAGAAAAUGUUGUCUGUGGUAAUCAACAUUGUUUGUCUUUGUGUUGAAAAAUAUUUGACACUCUGUAAUUUGGGUGGGGUACAAGUACUACUUUUGUCCUGCCUUGUGGUGUCGCCUUUUUUUGAUUCAUUUAUCUUAAUGUGUCUCAAUAUCUAUUUAUUUAACAUAUUUUGACUUAUUUCAACUCAUAUUUCUUAUGAAUAAUACUGUAAAUAAGUGCAAGACUUCAUCUUUCAAUUAUUGAAGUCAAUGAAUUUACGUAUUAUCU